Molecule: messenger RNA, 1771 nt
Organism: Ylistrum balloti
Lineage: Eukaryota; Metazoa; Mollusca; Bivalvia; Pectinida; Pectinidae
Exons: 8
Coding region: 1-915 (304 amino acids)
Biological process (GO): intracellular protein transport
Cellular component (GO): early endosome
Molecular function (GO): phosphatidylinositol binding
Source: RefSeq, a predicted model, not a curated record
AUGGAGUUACAACAACUUGUUGCUGUGACUGUGAAUACUUUGGAUAAAAACUUAACGGACGUAAAGGUGUCUGUGGCUUUACAAGAGGACAACACAGUUCUAGGAGAAGAUGUCAAAAGGAAAGUCUGUGAAACACUUGGUUUGAAGCCAAGGAGCCAUGAUUUGUUUUCACUAUUUACCUGUGACACAAAUGCUAAAAUCUUACAACGUGUUCGAGACACAGAUCACAUUUUCUGUCCAGUUAAAGGUCUGGUGUUAAGAAAAUGGUGCUUUACCCAGAAACAAGAAAAUCAGAUCAUCAUAGAUGAUGCAACAGCAUGUCAUUUAGUGUUUUCUCAGGCAGAGCGGGACAUUAAAACAGGGAGACUUGUGCCUAACAAAGAACAAGAACAAAAGCUUGAAGAAUAUUUGGACCCAGGAUUUACCAUUGAGGCACAAUACAUAUACCUUUGUCAGUCAAUGAAGAACUACUUUUCCAUCAGGGUAGACAAUUGUAUGAUGUCUCUGAAAUCAGAAGAUGAAUUUACUCCACUUUCCCUCUCUGAACAGCAGGUCAGUGUGGAGUUGUCCUCAGAGGGUGUUGUAGUAGACACAGGUCAGCAUUCAGUAACAAUACCACUCUUCUGUGUGAGAAGUUGGAGCAUUAACAUUGUUUCCAGUCUCAUACAGUACACUUACAAGAGCCGUGCUGACCCAGAUGUUAUCGUGAUUUUAGAAACAGACCAGUUUCGAUAUCUACAUGCAGGAACAAUGGAAGCUAUCAACGAUUUUCGUAUAAAACAUAAUGAUUCUUCAAGCUUCUUCUCAAGUAUGACCUCCACAUCAGCAGAUGGCACCAUCACCAUCCAAGAAAAUGCUGUGUUUGAUGAUGACAAGGCGAAGAAGUGUGGUAUAGAUUUAUCUGAUCUCAUAUAAUAAUUAAAGGCAUAGAUAUAUACACAUCAUUGUGUUUUCAUAUCUCACAUUUUAGCAUUUACUUAUACAGGAUAACUAAAGUGAAAUCACUGUAAAACAGUUUUUGUUACUGAUUUUUUUAUUAUUGCAUACAUAUAUUAAGGGUAUCACUGUAUAUGUAUGAACAAUUACAGUUGGUAUUUGCUGAAAUAUGAACACAAAGAAGUUAAUUAAUAAUUAUGAAAGGAAAUGCUUAUCAGCAAUCUGGAUAUAUAAACUUUUGUGUGAUAUAUUAAAACACAUGUUAACAAAACACUACCGCAAGCAAACAAAAAUGGCUUCAUGUUUGAAUUCGGCAGGUCAGUGUUGGUGAUUAAUUGAUGCCACAUAUUUCAUAAUUUGGGAUUGACUUAGAGUCAAUAACAUUACAAAGUCUGGUGCUGAAAAAUGUGAUUUUACUUACUGUGUCACUACUGUCACUGUCAUCUCUUGUGUUCUUGUUCACAAAAUGAACUGCCUCCAAACUAAUAUGUAACAUUAUCAGACUAAAUUUGAGAGGGGUUUCCUGAAGCAACUGAAUGGUCAAGCUGGACAUUUGAUAUUGAAAUCAUCACGAUAGCCUAGAAAUGGAAAUAUAUAAAAUCUGUACAAUUAAUGACAAAAUCAGUGUUUUUACUGUGGUGUCCCUUUAAUAGAACCAAAAUUGUGACAACGAUAUUCUAGAAAUUUUGUUAUGUUUAUGUGCCAUCUAAAGAGAGAAGUUUAAUGUGCCAUGGAAAAUUCAUUUUUUAAUCAGCAACUUUAUCAACAAUAUUUCAGACAAAUGUAUAAGUUUUAAAAAGAUAGCCUAUGAAAUGAUCACACAUUUAUUAAUAUU